AUGGCUUUGGCUUUGACUUUGGACAAAUUUGAUUGCGAUGAUUUACAAGAAAUAUUCUACAACAUACCAGAUGCCAAUGUGACAACUAGAGGGGGUACGGAUGUAUUUGCAGUUGCCAUAUCUAGACUGGAUGAUUAUUUUGCUCCAAAACAAAAUAAAGUAUAUGAAAGGCAUUUGUUCCGGCUGCUCAAGCAAGAGCCCAAUGAGAAAUUUGAAAAGUUUUUAGUAAGAUUGAGACAGCAAGCCAACAAAUGUCAGUUUCAAGACAGAAAUGACAAUAUAAUUGAUCAAAUUGUUGAGAAGUGUGCAUCUAUUGAACUGCGAAAGAAAAUCCUGCAAAUGGGAGAUGAUGUGACUCUAGAAAGAAUUAUUAAAGAAGCUAAUUCACUAGAAUCAGUCAACAUGCAGUUAGAAGGGUUUGAUUCAGUAAACAAGACAAUGCAAGGUAUCAAUAAGAUCUUCACUAAAGCUAAUAAUACCUAUGGAACCAGCACUAUGCACAAAACAAAGCUGAAAAUACAGACGAAUUGUGGGAGAUGCGGUAAUCGAAACCACGGACCUAGCAGUCCAUUAUGCCCUGCUAGAAAUAAAGACUGUCUUAAAUGUGGUCUUGUGGGACAUUUUAGACAGUACUGCAAAACUAAACAGCCAUUGAAAAGGAAACUUGAAGCGGAACGACAUACUGAAGGAAAAAAAAAGGCUAAAGUGAAUGAUAAGCAAGAUGACAUAAACCAGGUAGAUGAACUAGAGAAAAUAUCAAAAAAUAUAGAAUCUGAGACACCUCACUAUGUUUUCCACAUAGAUGAUGACGAUGAGUUUGAAUGUAUGAUUGGAGGAGUCAAUGUUACUAUGCUAGUAGAUUCCGGCUGUAAACAAAAUCUUAUUAUGGAGGAAACUUGGAAUAAGAUGAAAACUAAGAAAGUGACAGUGGAUAAGCAGAUUCCGAAUCCUGAUGUGAAAUUUAUGGCAUAUGGUAGCAAUGUACCAUUAGAAAUCAAAGGUUCUUUUGAAGCAAACAUACAAGUUGGAGGCAGUACGAAAAAAGCAACGUUUUACGUUAUCAAGAACGGAACACGGAAUUUGCUAGGAAAGUUGACGGCAAUGGCUUUGGGCAUUCUCAAAAUUGGAUUAAACUUAGAAGAAAUCAAUCAGCUAGACAUUUCGACAUUUCCUAAGUUAAAGGACGUGUUAAUUGAACUGCCAAUUGAUGAUUCUGUAACACCUAUUUCUCAGCCAUACAGGAGGAUUCCGAUACCUAUUGAAGACAAAGUUGCAGCGAAAAUAGACGAGUUAGCUAGAAGAGAUAUUAUUGAAGAGGUUAGAGGUUCUUCUAAAUGGGUCUCUCCAAUAGUACCCAUUUUAAAAGAUAAUGGGGAUAUUGAGAUUGAUCCACAUUCUCGAUAUAUAACGACAUUCAUCACGAGUAAAGGACUAUACCAAUACAAACGUCUGAUGUUUGGUAUAUCAUGCGCUCCAGAAAUCUUUCAAAAGACACUGGAAAGAAUAUUAGUAGGUUGCGAUGGAGUUAUUAACUUUAUCGACGACAUCUUAAUAUUCGGGAAAGAUCUUGCCGAGCAUGAUAGAAGAUUAGAAAAAGUCAUGAAGGUAUUGAAAGAAAAUAAUGUGAUGUUGAACAAAGAUAAAUGUCGUUAUAGAUUGAAGAAAGUAAGUUUUUUGGGACAUGAGUUGUCAGAGCAUGGAAUAAGGCCAUUAGAAAAAUAUAUUUCUACUGUUCAGCAAUUUAGACCCCCCACAACUGUUGGAGAAAUUCGUAGCUUUCUGGGACUUAUAAAUUUUGUCAGUAAAUGGAUACCCAAUGUAGCGACAUUAACCGAACCCCUGAAAGAAUUAUUGAGAAAUAAACACGGUGAUAAUUUUGAUAUUACGAAUGGAUGGGGGGAAAACCAGCGACAAAGCUUUAAUGCUUUAAAGUCUGCACUCACUAACGUGACGACUUUGGGCUAUUAUAACGUUAAAGACCGCACAAUUGUAGUGGCGGACGCCAGCUCAGUAGGACUUGGAAGUGUCCUGAUUCAAGUGGAUGGACACGGCCCACGAGUCAUUGCUUAUGGCCAUAAAACUCUGACAGAUUGCGAACGCCGUUAUUGUCAGACUGAAAAGGAAGCCUUGGCCCUCGUAUGGGCUAUCGAACACUUUCAUAUAUUUCUGUAUGGCAAACAAUUUGAAUUGGUCACAGAUCAUAAGCCACUAGAAGUGAUAUUUGGAAUCAGAUCAAAACCGUGUGCGAGAAUUGAAAGAUGGGUUUUGCGCUUGCAAUCUUAUAAUUAUAAGGUGGUUUAUCGUCCGGGCAAAACGAAUAUCGCCGAUCCGUUUUCACGAUUGUGUAAUGAACCAAAGUCUGGGCACACUGCUACAAGGGACAACUACGUUCACCAAAUCGUGGAAAAUAGUUUACCAGUAGCAGUUUCCCUCACAGAAAUCAUGCGGUGCUCCUCAGAGGACCAGGAGAUCUUAAAAGUAAAAGAUGGUGUUUAUAAUAGUAACUGGCACGAGGAUGUCAAAUUGUUCAAAAUCUUCCAAGACGAACUCUGUUUUUACGAGGGAAUUUUACUGCGAGGAACGAGAAUCGUGGUUCCGGAGUCACUUCGUGAACGAGUGUUAAAGGCAGCCCACGAAGGACACCCUGGCAUAGUAGGAAUGAAGGCUAGGCUAAGGACAAAAGUAUGGUGGCCAAAAUGUGACAAAGAUGCUGAAACCAUGGUGAAAUCAUGCAAAGGUUGCACUUUAGUAUCAGGACCAAAUCCGCCGCAUCCUUUAAAGCGAAGAGAAUUGCCAGAAGAACCAUGGAUGGAUGUAGCGGUGGAUCUGAUGGGCCCACUUCCUAGUGGUGAUUAUUUAUUCGUCAUUGUCGACUACUACAGUCGCUAUAAAGAAAUUAAAAUAUGUCGGAAAAUAACCACCGUGGAAGUGGUAACCCACCUGAAAGAAAUUUUCAGUCGUUUAGGGAAUCCAGCCUCGAUCACUGCCGAUAACGGCAAGCAAUUUUGUAGUGAGGAGUUCAAGUCUUUCUGUACCCAAAGAAAUAUAGUCCUUUUCAACACCGUACCCUACUGGCCCCAACAAAAUGGAGAAGUUGAGCGCCAAAAUCGUGACAUUUUAAAAAGGCUCAAAAUUAGCCAAGUCGAAAAGAAAAACUGGCGAGAAUCAUUACUGGAUUACCUAAUGAUGUACAAUAGCACACCACAUACAGUGACCGGAAAAACUCCGUCGGAGUUAUUUUUUAAACGAAGAUUUAGAGAUAAGUUACCCAUGAUUAAUGACAUUCAUGGAAAACCACAGGAAGGAGACUUGGAAAUGAGAGACAGGGAUCGUGUAAAUAAAGAGAAAGGUAAAAUAUAUUCGGACCGGAAGAGAAAAGCAGAAAGAUGUACUUUAGAAGCUGGUGAUAAAGUAUAUGUCAAACAGAUGAGCAAGGAUAAUAAAUUGAGUCUCAAUUAUGAUUCUACACCUCAUACUGUAAGGAAAAGUCAUGGGGGAGAUAUAUUAGUUGAAAAUGACGAAACAGGACAGAUAUGUAGAAGAAACAUAGUACAUUUGAAAAGAGUAGAAGGGCAAUGGAAGGUUUGUAAUGAAAAUGAAAGUGAGCAGAGAGAAGAGAAAGAAGGUGAUGGAAAUCAGGAAAGCAUAGUUAGUGGCUAA
Messenger RNA from Pectinophora gossypiella (pink bollworm), 3660 nucleotides. RefSeq lists its product as uncharacterized. Bases 1 to 3660 code for a protein of 1219 amino acids. Gene Ontology annotation, biological process: DNA integration. Gene Ontology annotation, molecular function: nucleic acid binding. The record is from RefSeq and is a predicted model, not a curated record. The transcript has 4 exons. NCBI's taxonomy places the organism in Eukaryota, Metazoa, Arthropoda, Insecta, Lepidoptera, Gelechiidae.